Molecule: messenger RNA, 780 nt
Organism: Scutellospora calospora
Lineage: Eukaryota; Fungi; Glomeromycota; Glomeromycetes; Diversisporales; Gigasporaceae
Source: the annotation of a GenBank genome assembly
AUGGCAUCAACGCUUCACGUUCCAAGACCAAGGUCUGUAGCAAGUUCCGUAAAAAGCGUAAAAAGUGCUAGAAGUAUAAGAAGUACAAGUCCAACUUCUUCUAAUGGUAAUAAUAAAGAUGAAAAAGAUGCUUUAAGACCUUAUGUUGAUGCAAUAGCUAAAAUGUUUAUAAGAAUAAGAGAAAAAGGAUAUAAUUUUUCAGCAGUAAGUGAUAUAAUUGAAGAAGAAAUAAGAUUACAAAAACAUGAAGAAACACAAAUAUUUUCAUGGUUAUCAAAGAAUCAAAAUUCAGCACAAAAUACAACUUUACUUGGAUUUUUUUAUUUUCAAGGAACAGGAACACCGAUUGAUAAAAGAAAAGGAUUUUCAUUAUUUCUUACUGCAGCGAAAAUGGAUUUUUUUGUUGCACAGGAUUUAGUUGCAGAUUGUUAUGGAUUCGGACUUGGAACAUCAAAAAAUGAAGAUUUAAGUUUUAUGUGGUAUCAAAAAGCAUCACUGAAUGGAAGUGUUGAUGGGCAAUUUGGGCUUGGAUAUUGUUAUGAAGCAGGAAUAGGUACUUCAAAGAGUAUUUCUAAAGCAUUUCAGUUAUAUAGAAGGUCAGCAAAAAAAGAAAAUAGGUCAGCUAUGUUUAUGUUGGCACAAUGUUAUGAACGAGGAAUGGGUACAACAAAGGAUUUGGAACAGGCAAUUCACUGGUAUAGAAAGGCUAAAGAAAGUGGAAAUAGUGAUGCAGAAGAACCGUUAGCCGAAUUAUUAUUACAAACUACAAACUCUGAUUAA